UUAGGCCCCGAAACCCAGUUAAACAAUAGGGAUAAAUUUAGCGGAUUAGGCCCCGAAACCCAGUUAAACAGUGGGGAUAAACUUGGGUCCUCCGUCGUCGCUAAGAUUAGUCCGAAAAGUAAGAAAUCGUCCACUUCCAAACCGUGUUUUACUCCUCCCAUAAAACAGCCAUCAGCUAACGGUGUACCGCACCUGUCACCGACCAUCGGCUACCCAUCGUGUCCGACUCCUUUACGUGUUCCAUCCGCUUCGCCUAAUAUUUAUCCUUCUUCUCGGGAGAAAUUCGAGCUUCCGCGAGACAAUAUCGGAGCUCUCGACUUGUCACUGACCCACCGCCAAGAAGUUGUUCACCACGACCCACCGUUCAAAUCCAGUUCUCGGCAUGUAGCCAACCCGCCGGUCUUGGACAAACUCUGCAGGCCGCCGCUGUGUUUGUCAGGACCGGCCAAACUGCCGCUCAAGAUGCCACCACCACCCGUACCCCACAGUAACACGUAUAGCAGGAAGGGGGACAUUGGACGCAACCAUCGCUAUAGAAGCGGCACUUUAACCGUCAUAAACCCCGAUCCUAAUAGCUACCGACCUAAGAUAGUCAUCAAAAACUUGGACCCACGGCCAGACCACAGUCAUCACAAUCACCGAACAUAGCGUGAAUGUGUAUAGUUAGUCAUUGUUCGUGAUGAACACCAAGUACCAUGUGUAUGUGUGUGAAACGCUUAUAAUUCUCAAUAAUUUAAAACAGUUGUUAUCAAACUUGGUGGAAUUUUAUAGAAUUUAGUCAUUGUUCAUAAUGAUAAAACGCCGUCAAGUCAACACCAAGUACCAUGUGUGUGUGUGUGAAACACUCCUAAUUUUCAAUGAUCUAAGACAGUUUGUAUCACUCUUG
Molecule: messenger RNA, 886 nt
Organism: Limulus polyphemus (Atlantic horseshoe crab)
Lineage: Eukaryota; Metazoa; Arthropoda; Merostomata; Xiphosura; Limulidae
Exons: 1
Source: RefSeq, a predicted model, not a curated record